AUCCGCAAGGGAAAAGUCCGGAGAUGUGCUGAAAGUGUCCGUAGUAGUGCUGGUGUUGGUGCGAGUUUAGAUGUAGACUGAAUGACUGAAUCUCUGAACUACAGUGGCUAGUGCACGGCCAGUAUGUAACGCGGCCGGCGUCACUACAGAGAGUAGUGGCUAAAAAAAGCAAAGUACAGCGACAUGCCUCGAGCCAAUGCGUGCCCAAUGAAUUCCCCGAGUAGAGUGAACUACAUCAACUACAUGGUGAACUAGAACCGCUAGAACCCUGAGACAAGCUACGCGCAUGCGUGCGGCGGUACUGAGUGUACUAAGUACUAAGCACAGGGGCAGGUGGAAGCUACUCGCGGGAAAGUUUCUUCCUUGUGUCCCUGUAUGCGCUGCCUCCACUGCCGCUUGGUCGUUGUAGUCGCCCAGAGACCCGCGCACCGUAGGUGUCAUGUUGCGCAACGUCAUUCCUAGGCACCUCGAAAGAGCGCGAAGGCACGUUGACUGUUGGACUGGCUACGUGGACUCCCAAGAGACGUUCGACAAGUUUAUGCGCCACCUCGCCGCCAAGAAGGUGGUAUUCAAAACCUUGACAACGAGGCAAUACCCUUGUGUAAAAGAGAGGCUCCUGCUGUCCCCUCAAAGUGACCAUGUCUUCAUAGACGAAGAUGUGCCAUACACGGUUGUGGGGACCACAUGGUUUUGGCAACCAUGCUGUGAUAUUGAAAUAGACCCUGCAAGUUUACAUAAUGUAAGAUGUGGUGAGAAAGAAGGGGCAGAUUGGUUGACAGCCAUCUUGAUGGAGCAUGACAACUGCCGAGGGGCAAGAUACAUCAGCUGCCCUGCAAUGAUGUACGUCAAACAAGUGGAUACAUACCCAGAAUUUCGGGUGCCUUUCCUGACACAAUAUUCUACAAGUCAAGGACGUGAAGCAGCCAUAAAAGAAACGCUGUCGCGGCUGAAGCUGGCUCUUCACGAAGAGUCUUCUGGGAAGCCUCUGCUCAGGCAACAACGCUUUUACAUCAAGAUGUGUGACAAAAUGGGCCGUUUGAACCACAACGAAGACUACUGCUGUGAAGAACAGCCAGCAAACACAAACGUAAUGCAGAAUCAGAUGCAGUGGGCACAGACGAACAUGCCAUCACUUGCAACAGAUGAGAACUGUUUGACAUAUUACGUGAAAGAAGUUCUGUUUGCGGGCGAUCCAAGCUUAAUAACAAAGUGUGAGGAUUUUCACGCAACCAAGAGAACCAUAAAAGAUCUCAUACGGAGAGCCCUGUUGAAGGACGGGUUUAGUUCUCUCGUGCAAGAGGACAUUGCAAGUUUCGUGAAUGAACUACACGAGAAAGUGCCAGAGACGAAUCAUCGUUUUCAUACUUAUCAGCAGAGAGAUGUACAGAGGGAAAGUGACCAACAGUCUACGGAAUUCGACUGCAACAUCUUGGAGACAAUAGCGAGCGAAUGCAGAGACGCGUUGCUGCUUUGUGCUCAUGUGGAUUUUGUGAGAAAUCUCAUGCACAAGCAUUCUGAGAUUGUCAUUUGUAUCGAAGUGGCAUUGCGCGGAACCGGCUAUGCCCUACCGGUCUUCCUCUUAUGCUUCAAAACGCCAAGGUAUCAUGCCAUGGUCGGUACGUUUCUUGUUCACUUUGAGAUGGCCGACUGCAUGGCGGAGGCGCUUGAUCUGUUCAAGGCUCGUGACCCGAAUACUGCCGUUACAAAGUUCUGGAUUGUAGAACACAGCGAAGCAGAGAUCAGUGCACUGUCUUCCGUGUUCCCAGGCAGUCGUCCUCUACUGUGCGACUUCCACCGACAUGAAUCGUGGAGCGAGUGGCGACCCAAAGCAUUGAGCGACACAGGGGACGUCAGCUUCGUCAAGGAAAUGCUGCAGAAAGUAGCUUGCAGCAAAAAUGACGAUGAGCGCAGGUCAGUGGUGGAAACGCUGGAACAUUCUCCCCACUGGCAAAGAAACAAGAGGCUGCAAGGAUACGUGUGCCAAAAGUGGCUGCUGGUCAUUGAAAUAUUGGCAGAAAGGCAGGGACGUGCAUUUUGUUUCAGUAACUUAAUAUCGGAUUCGGGGACUGAAAGUCGGAAAGUGCAGUCGUUUUUGGCAAAACAUUGUCGUAGCCACCAUGCUCGAGGACUCGUUCGAGUUUUCGCGAAGAAGUUUUCUCCGGAUAACAAGGUACAGGCUUUACAGGCCAGUGCAAGCUCCGUUCCUCAAUACCCUCUUCACCAUGGCGCAUUGCCCCAGUAUCCCCACUGCAAACCUACUAAUGAUACAAAACACAUUGUGGAAGGCUUAGCGAGCGCUGCUCCCUGCAGAAAGUCAGAUAUUAGGCGAGACAAAGAAGAAGGCACUUUUUUGAUCUCUUCUACCACUCAGAGUUGUAGGUUUGAAGAAGUGAACUUAAACAUUUCAAGCUGCACUUCUUCCAAGUUCAUACAGACUGAGGUGCCAUGCAAACACAUUGCAGAGGUCUUCUCGCAUAGUAAGGGCCGGGACAUUUCAUGCACUCCAGCUGCUUACAGGAAUGAACCAGCAGCCCAAGCAAAUGCCGAUUGUGUGCUUCAGCAAAUGACAAGCAGGGCACCAGAAAGGGAAGUUCUUCAGAAGGUCGAACCAAAUCAGCCUCGCAUCGCAGGCAUUGACAAUAUUGAUUGCUUAUUGAAAACGGUGAAUGAUGCCUCAGUUUUCAUCAAGGUCAAAUUGAGUGCGCCACAAAUGAUAGCCCAUGGCACCACUGAUUGCAUGUCACUGGGAAUUAGUAGCAAUGCGCCAGUAACGGAAGCUUGUAUCAAGGCCGAGCCAAAUAUGACAACCCAUGAAGACGCUGAUUUCGUGAUGCAGGAGACGGUUAGCGAGGCAUCUGAAGGAGUUUUUAUCAAGCUUGAACCGAAAGACGGACAUGUGGCAGAUCAUGCUGAUACUGAGUGCAUGUCGCAAUGUACUAUAACUAGCACAGCAUCACAAAUGGCAGCUUCUAUCAAGGCUGAACCAAAGAUGAUACUUGAGGCAGCCCAUGAAGAUGCUGAUUUCAUGUUGCAGGAACCGAUAAGUGAGGCAUCUGUUAUGGAACCUUGUAUGAAGGCCAAACCAAAUGAGCCUGGUAUGACAGCACAUAAAGGCAGUGAUUGCAUGUCGAUAGGCAAGGUAUCAGAAAUGGAAGUUUGCAUCAAAGUUGAACCAAAGGAGACACAUGAGGCAGUCCUUGGUUAUGCUGAUUACGUGUUGCAGGAUAUGACUAGCACAACAUCAGAAAAGGCAGCUUCCAUCAAGGCUGAAACGAAUGAGACAGACAUGAUCGCCCAUGAAAAUGCUGGUUUCGUGAUGCAGGACAAAAUGAGCAAGGCAUCUGAAAUGGAAGUUUUUAUCAAGGUCGAACCAAAUGAGGCAGAAACAGUAAGCGAGGCAUCUGAAAUGGAGACUUGCUUUGAGGUUGAACCGAAUGAGAUAGGCGUGGCAAACCCUGAAGGCACUGAUUAUAUGUCGCCAAUAGCAAGUAGCAAGGCAUCGGAUAUCGAAGCUUGUAUCAAGGUCGAGCCAAGUGAGCCACACACGACAGGCUAUGAUGAUGCUAGUUCCAUUUUGCAGGAAACAGUCAGCAAUGCACCAGAAGUAAAAUUUUUUGUCGAAGGUGAGCCACAUGUCAUGUUCCACGAGAUCGCUGGCUGUGCAUUGCAAGAAAGAGUGAGUGAGAUAUCAGAAAUGGACCCUCGUGUCAGCUUUGAACCGAGUGGGUCACUUUUGAAAGUACACGAAGACGCGGACUACUUACUACUGAAAACAGUGAGCAAUGCCUCAGUUUGUAUUGAGGCCAAACAAAGCGUACUGCAUAUAACAGCUCAUGAAGACAGUGAUUGUGUAGUGCAAGAAAGAACGUUCAAAUCCCAAGAAACAAAAGAUUGCUUGAAGGCUGAACAGGACUUGGAACCCGCUGAACUGCCAGCUGAAACGUGUUCCAGGUAUCUCGAGCAAGGAGACCCCAAGAAGAGCAUGUUACGCAUAAAAUCACAAAUCAAGGCUCGAAUGGAGGAGGUAGAUUCUCUGCUUUGUUGUAUACAGGACACUGCGCUGUUGCAACAAGUGGUAGACAAAGUGAACCAAGCCGCAGCACUGGUAGAACGAAACGUGGCUGGGUGUAGUGGUGCUUGCAAUGGCAGGAGUACAGCUCAAAGAUGCAUUGGUGCUAAAAGAAAAAGGGCAACAUCAACUGAAUUAACAAAGAAAAAAAAAGAUAUCAGCUAGCCAGUGUACAGAAUAAGCCAGCCAGUACACAGAUCUAUAAGUAGCUACUGGCAAACGUGUGUUUUAAUUGCCUUGUGCAGAGACAUUUUCCUGCAUCAUUUUGUGUAUAUAUUUAUAUUUAUUGAUCAACAUGCAUUGAUCCUCAUCGCAAAAAUAAACAGCAUAUAUUCUGGUCAGCUAA
Rhipicephalus sanguineus (brown dog tick) is the source of this 4415-nucleotide messenger RNA. RefSeq lists its product as uncharacterized. Lineage: Eukaryota; Metazoa; Arthropoda; Arachnida; Ixodida; Ixodidae. The transcript has 4 exons. The coding region runs from base 440 to 4234 and encodes 1264 amino acids. The record is from RefSeq and is a predicted model, not a curated record.